Mercenaria mercenaria is the source of this 3032-nucleotide messenger RNA. RefSeq lists its product as uncharacterized. Bases 1 to 945 code for a protein of 314 amino acids. The record is from RefSeq and is a predicted model, not a curated record. Lineage: Eukaryota; Metazoa; Mollusca; Bivalvia; Venerida; Veneridae. The transcript has 4 exons.
AUGAUAUGUAAAGCAAAAUCAACAGAGCCAAGGAAGAAAGGGUUUGAAGUUUAUUUAUUUUUCUUUCAGUCAGCUGAGUUGAGACCGACCACUCCAGUCAAACCCUCAUCAACCAAACCACCCUCCUCAACCAAACCCUCAUUCCUAACUUUUCAUACAUUUACACACCCCACCCACACCACUGUAGCUAAACAUCAAACGAACACAAGUACACACACUACCUCAAAAAGCACACAUUCAUUUACACAAACACGUACCAGUACAAAACAACACAAAGUAACACCAUUGAAACACUUUACACAUGUAGCACCUACACACCACUCGUCUACCUACAAGUCUUCAACUGCAAAACAACACAAAGUAACACCAUUGAAACACUUUACACAUGUAGCACCUGCACACGACCGGUCUACCUACAAGUCUUCAACUGCAUCUGUAUCUACAGAAAAUGACAUGUUAAGAGUCACAGUUAUUGGAAUUGCCACUUCAGCUGGAGGAUUUGUUGUAAUACUUGUGAUACUGCUUGUUGCACAAUGGUGUAAGAUUAUCAAACUUAGACGUAUCCAAUAUGGAAACUUUACUUUUGACACGUCAAACCUGUUGAAUUCAACCAGCCUAUCUUCUGAUCGACGUGUCUUAACUUCAGACACAAGUGCAAAUUUAACAAGCUCAACUUGUGUAAAUUUACCCUCAACAAGUUCAACUAGUGUAGAUCCAUCCUCGACGUGUGCUAAAACAUUGGACCUAAAUGAAGUAUCAGUUGUAUCAGAUAUUUUACAGACAGAAGAUCUUGAAAAUACUGGUGACACAGUUGUAUUAGAAAUUUCACAAACAGAAGAUCUACAAAACACUAAUGAGUCAGUUGAAUUUGAAAUUUCACAAACAGGAAACCUUGAAAACACUGAUGGGCCUAUAUCAUCAAGAUUAAGAUCCAAAACAAUGUAAUCAAAAGCAUUCCUACAUAACAGUUUAAACAUUUCAUUUGACAUGAGUUAAAGUCUUUACUAGUAUUAUUAUAUAAUUUUCAACAUGCUUUGUUGUCACAAUUCAUUUCAUAUAAAUUUGAUGUCCUUUGCUGGCACUGGAACAUCUGAUAUGACUUUUUGAUAUGCUGACUUUAUUACAUUUUUCUCUAGUAUAGCAAGAUUUCAAAUGUAGGACUGUUUGCAGGUAAUAGGUCAUUAUUGGAUACAUCAGUUAUCUGAAAGGUAAAACAGAAAACACAUUACAUAACUAUUAUUGAGCAAAAAAAGUUACUUCAAGAUCCAUUAUAUGAUGGUAUUGUAUUGUGUAAAGUUGUGCAAGAUUAUACUGUUUUGACUAUAUUUUUUCCAAACACUCUGUGAUAUAUGUAUAUAUUUGCAAAUUUUCUACAUUUUUUUUCACUGUAUUCCUAUAACAUACCACAGUUACCUUUGAAGUUUUUUAUAACAUGUUACAGUUACCUCAGUUUUUAUUAUAUAUCCAUAUUGUAUCAUGUAAAUGUUAUUAUAACAUGUAACAGUCAACUCGAGUUAUUAUAACACGUUACAGUUACCUCAAGUUAUUAUAAAUAUGUUACAGUUACCUCAAGUUACUUUAAACAUGUUACAGUUACCUCAAGUUACUAUAAACAUGUUACAGUUACCUCAAGUUACUAUAAACAUGUUACAGUUACAUUAAGUUACUAUAAACAUGUUACAGUUACCUCAAGUUACUAUAAACAUGUCACAGUUACCUAAAGUUACUAUAAACAUGUUAUUAAAACAUGUUACAGUUACCUCAAGUUACUAUAAACAUGUUACAGUUACCUCAAGUUACUAUAAACAUGUUAUUAAAAACAUGUUACAGUUACCUCAAGUUACUAUAAGCAUGUUACAGUUACCUCAAGUUAUUAUAAACAUGUUACAGUUACCUCAAGUUUCAUUAUAUAACCUUGUUGUAUUAUGUAAAGUUGUACAAGAUUAUGCUUUUUAAUCAUUUUAUACUGUUUUAAUCGUGUUUUUUUUGUUUUCAAAAAACAUUUUGUCAACAUUUUGCUUUUCAUUGUACCAUCAUAACAUGUUUAAGUUUCAGUAAAAGUGAUUACUGUUUUUCCUAUAUCAUAAUGGUUUUUGUACAUAUCAAGUGAUUACUGUGACAGAUGUAAAUAUUUUGUCUUUAUCAUUCCAUAAUUAAAAAUGUUUAUUGCCUUUAACAUGAUCAUUUAUCUGUCAUGUACAUGUUUUCUAACUGGAGUUUCAGUGGGUUAAGUUUUCUAUAAAAACGAUUAUCUGAAAAUAAAAUUAUGAAGGGAAUGCAGCGUAUUUAUAAGUAUGUUAUAUAAAGUUUUCACUUUAAUACCAAUAGCUUUGGAUACUUCAAUAAAUCAAAUACUUCAGUUUUAUGAAAUACAUAGUAAAAAUGUAUAAAAAAGUAUGGUACUUACUUCCAUUCUGCAUAAGAGUUCCUCCAUCUACUCUAUUUAUCAUGACGUCACUUUGACUCCCUGCCUUUUCAGCAAGUUCUUUUAAUUGUUGCAAAUCAUUUUCCGCAGUUGAAAAUAUGUUUCUUGUAUUUGUUUUUGCUGAGUCAUCUUCAUGUUGCAUUUCUGAAUUAGAAAAUACUUCUUUUAACGUACAUACAGCAAUACUUCGUUUUGCGUUUAAAAAGUCAAAUAUGAGCAACUUUUCCACUUUUUAUACAAAAGCAAUUUAAUUCUGAUGUAAAAAUUCAGUUUUCUUACCAUUUCCACAUUUUGUUUCCUUUGAGGUUUCACAGUUGUGUGGGUAUGAUCUAGCAGGGUAUGGUCUGUAGGUGUAUGACCGUUUGCUUCCUGUUACUUCAGCUAAUUCAUUUUUUAAACUUAUGUUUUCUUCCAUUAAAUACUUAAUAAGCUCCCCCUUUGCUUCUUUUAAUUCAUUACAAAAAUAUUUUAUUACUUCGAUUUCCAUUUUUUCCUCUAUCACUGAAACAGCACAGCAUAAAAUUAGACCCUUUUUAAUACAUGUUUUCAUCAACUUUAAAAUGUGUCUUAUAUAGGAAAAAAGAAAUGUCGGUGGGUCAUGAAGGAC